This is a messenger RNA of Coccinella septempunctata (seven-spotted ladybird), 1062 nucleotides long. It is a transcript of the gene IT, whose product is annotated as oxytocin-neurophysin 1-like. The record is from RefSeq and is a predicted model, not a curated record. The transcript has 3 exons. Gene Ontology annotation, cellular component: secretory granule; extracellular region. Bases 541 to 984 code for a protein of 147 amino acids. Gene Ontology annotation, molecular function: neurohypophyseal hormone activity. Lineage: Eukaryota; Metazoa; Arthropoda; Insecta; Coleoptera; Coccinellidae.
UUUUUAUUUUUCAUCCUUCAAUCUGAAGAAUUCGAUUAAACCAAGAACAUAAACGGAAAAUUCAAAAUAUUUUCAGGCAGUUCAUAGACUGACAUGUGAUAAAUCUAUGGUCCAGUGUUAUUCGCGAUACCAACUUGAAUUUCACAACUCAAAAUGUUACUAAAUGGGCAACUACCAACAUAAUUUCGAAAUUCCACAGACUCCAAGACGUCAAUAAGUUUUUAAACUUACACCUACAUCGAAAUUCACGAAUUAUAUUCGCUUGAUAAAUCGGAAUUUUAAUUUCUCGAACGCCCUGUCAGGAUAACGCUAUUUGAAUAAGGAAAAACCCCCAAAACCCCAGAAUUCAACCGGUGAGCAUAAUUCAUAUCCGUUAACGAUCUCGAUCCCUCAAAAAAACCUGGGAGUCGAAAGAAACGUCGUUAUUCGAAAAAUCCCACGCACCGCUACUACCCCUCUGGAUCGGCAUCCCUUGGGAUGAUAUAAAAAACGGCGAAUCCGCGAGAUAGUCAUUCUUCGCAAAAGUAUCAACCGCGAAAGAUGUUCAGAAAUAUUUUCGUUUUUGCCGUUCUGAUUUCGGUUUACGCUCUGGUUGUGGACGCUUGUCUCAUCACCAACUGCCCCAGGGGCGGCAAGAGAAGCGGAAAGAUUGCAAGAAUGGAAGUUAGACCGUGUGUUAGCUGUGGACCAGGUAGAACAGGUCAAUGCUUCGGACCAGGCAUAUGUUGCGGGCCCUUUGGAUGCCUCAUAGGAACGCCGGAAAGUAUAGUUUGCCAAAGGGAAGGCUACUUCCACGAGAGCGAGCCUUGCAUAGCGGGAAAUUCAUCGUGCAGAAGAAACACAGGACGCUGCGCGGCAGAAGGAAUAUGUUGCAAUCAAGAUUCUUGCCACAUAGAUAGCGGUUGUGGAGGCGAAGAAAAAACUAGGAACCCUUCAGCAGAAAACCUUUUUCCACUGGACGCCUACAAUUUAUUAUCUUAUUAAUAGGGCAUUUCGAGAAAUGUUUGUGAGACGACCAAUCGAUGUAAAAUUGAACUGAAUAAAUUUUGAACUAUUUCUAUU